This is a messenger RNA of Trichomonas vaginalis G3, 1575 nucleotides long. RefSeq lists its product as uncharacterized. Bases 1 to 1575 code for a protein of 524 amino acids. NCBI's taxonomy places the organism in Eukaryota, Parabasalia, Trichomonadida, Trichomonadidae. The transcript has a single exon. The record is from RefSeq and is a predicted model, not a curated record.
AUGAGCGACAUUUGGAAUCGAUUUUUCAAUGGAUAUAGUUAUACAGACCAUACAUCAAAUUCAAUAAUUCAUGAUUCAUCAGGAAAUUAUCACGUAAACCAUGUUUUCUUUACAAACCUUAAUUCACAAAUUAUUAGAUUUUUUGGGAAUGAUGAUAGUAAACUUCUUAUAUCAUUCUGCGUAUUUGAUUCUAAUAAUGUACAUGUACGAAACGGAAACAUUUACCAAGAAAAAGGCCAAUGUGUUCAAUAUCGAAUCUGUAGUUACAUUUCAACAACAAACAAUUAUGAAUAUCCACACUCAUAUAUUCGCACAACAAACAAUCAAGAAUACAAAAAUUACUUAAUUGAAUCCACAAUUACUUUAAGUGAUGGAAAAACAGGACCAAUAUAUCAACGAUGGGGUGGUAUUAAAAUUGAAAAUGUAAAUAUUUCAUAUUCAGAAGCAUCAACACAUUAUUCAGUUUAUUUUAUUUAUGGAGUAACUCGGAUUACUGCAUCAAAUUCAUAUUCAACAUUCUUUAAUAACACAGCUAAAGAAUAUAGCUGUUUAUAUAAUUACUAUAGCCUAACAUAUAUCAAUUACUGCAACAUUCUUUCAAAUCAAUGUUCAAAAACAUUUAAAGAUGAUAACGGAAUCAUUCAUGCUUUUAAUCGUGCUGUGGUUACUAUUGAACAUUGUGUUAUAUCAAACAAUAAUGGAUACAAUUUAUUCUAUGCAAAAAAUGAUUGUUCAAUUAAAGUUAUUUCCUGUUUCAUUCCAUCAAAUGAUGUUAUUAUCUCAGCUAAUGGUCAAUUAUCUACAUCAGCGAUAGUUGAUUCCCUGCAAUUUGUUAAUGAGCAUUUCAAUACAAUAUUGUGCUAUGCACCAAAUCCAAUUAAAUCAAUCACAAUUCUAUUAAUUGAGCUUGAGCGAACAGAAUACUAUUAUAAAGCUGACAAAUAUAUCAAAUUAUCUGGAAAUGUUAGAUGCGAAGCAGAUAGUUUUACCAUCUAUUGUCAAAUAGAAGGUCAAAUGAUUAAUUUUUUGGGAGAUGCCUUAAUCCUAUCAGAGAACAAAUAUCAUGCGAAUAAUAAUACAUAUAGUUUUACAGCAAAUUAUGAAUUGCCAGAUUCUCUUAAAGAACCAAAUAUUUAUAAUUUGACAAUUCAUGCAGAAACUAAUUCAGAAGACUCAAAUGUUAUAUAUCGAGAAUUUCAAUUCAAACGUAAUACUCCAAAGAUAGAAAUUAUUAAGCAGCCAACAUUCCCAGUUUAUCUCAACAAAACUCGUAUUAUGAAAUUCAUAUUAUCUGUCACAGAUCAAGAUGGCGAAGGAAAUGUUACAAUUAAUCAUGUUCUCAAUAACAUUGGUGGUAAAGAACCUAUAAAUAUUCAAAUUAAUAAUCAAACUGAUCAUCAUGUUCCAUAUGAUGUUUCAAUUCCAGAAAAUUUCGAUGUUGGAAAUUAUAAUCUCAGAUUUACGGCGACAGAUGAACACAAUCUUGUUUCAGAUAUCAAUAUCACGGUCACAUUUGCUAAUAUGCCUACUGAAAAUAUCAAUAUUGUGACAUUUCAUAAAUUCUACAAACGUUAA